ACAAAGUAUAGUCAGGACAUUACUGAUGUAAAAAACAACACCAUCACUAUUUGAAAAAAGUCAUUUUUGAUCAAAUCUAGACUUCAUCACUCCAACACCUUAUCCUUGAGUAAUCAUGCUAAAUUGCUAAUUUGGUACUAGAAAAUCACUUGCCAUUAUAUCAAACACAGUUGAAAGCUAUUUGGUUCAUUAAAUUAAUCUUAACAUUGUCUUUGUGUUUGUUUUUGAGUUGCCACAGUAUGCAAUAGACUGGCAUGUCUUAAGGUCAAUAUUAGGGCAAAAAUGGCAAAAAAGAAACUGCGUUCUCUAGAAACUCAUCAGUCAAUUAUUGUUUUGAGUAAUGAAGGCAAUACAAUGCUUUGAAUUGGCAAAAAAAAUGAAGAUUUCAUACAAAGGUGUACACUACAGUCUGCAAAGAUAAAGGACAACUGGCUCUAACAAGGAUAGAAAGAGACGUGGAAGGCCAGAUGUACAACUAAACAAGAGGAUAAGUACAUCAGAGUCUCUAGUUUGAGAAAUAGACGCCUCACAUGUCCUCAGCUGACAGCUUCAUUGAAUUCUACCCGCUCAACACCAGUUUCAUGUACAACAGUAAAGAGAAGACUCAGGGGUGCAGGCCUUAUGGGAGGAAUUGCAAAGAAAAAGCCACUUUUGAAACAGAAAAACAAAAAGAAAAGGUUAGAGUGGGCAAAGAAACACAGACAUUGAACAACAGAUAAUUGGAAAAGAGUGUUAUGGAUCUUAACCCCAUUGAGCUUUUGUGGGAUCAGUUAGACUGUAAGGUGCGUGAGAAGUGCCCGACAAGACAGCAACAUCUAUGGCAAGUGCUACAGGAAGUGUGGGGUGAAAUGUCUCCUGAGUAUCUGGACAAACUGACAGCUGGAAUGCCAAGAAUCUGUAAAGCUGUCAUUGCUGCAUAUGGAGGAUUUUGUUGAUGAGAACUCUUUGAAGUAGUUUAAGAAGUUCUGAACAUUUUUUUCAAAUUGUAAUAGUAAUUUUUCAUGUUAUUAAUGUCCUGACUAUACAUUGUGAUCAGUUGAAUGCCACUUUGGUGAAUAAAAGUACCAAUUACUUUCCAUAAGAGCAAAAUCUGUACAUUAUUCCAAACUUUUGGCCGCCAGUGUAAAUACAAUACAAUAAUAAAUCCUUACUCUGUUUUAAAUAAAGAAAUCUAAACCAACAUGAAAUGUGAUGGCUUAUUUAAUUAACUCAUUUAUUACUUUAUAAAAUUCCACUUAUUACAACAAAACUUGUGUAUCUUUAAUUAUACAUUGUCAUAUGAACAACCAGUCAGUAACUGCACUGCUUGAUUUAAUAGAGACACAGGUCAUCAUUAAAUAAACAGAAACAGUUCCAGAGACAGUUUAGACUGUGUUUUGUAGCCUAAUGUUGUACUUCAGGCUUGUGAGACUUCAACAGUUCUUAAUUAAUUUCAAGUUGGACAUUCAUAACUUGCACAUCAUUACAAGAUUUCUUGUAUACUGGAAGCGCUGUAUGUUUCGUGCUCUAGAAUCAAAAGAACCGGCUCCUUUGAAUAAUUAUUUUGGGAAUCGAACUGUACCGGAAGUGCAUAUGUUUCGUGCUGUAAAAAGAGCUGGCUCGAGACUUGUUCGAUUGGGAAUUCUUGGAAUUAAAUGCACAGGUAGAACAGUGUUUUAUGCUGUAGAGUCAGUAGAGGGCAGCGCUGCUGCAGAGAUGUGCUGCUGGAAACACUGUCAGAGUAUUUGAGGACAGUGUUCCAGCUACAUCGGCAGAAAAUUGCACGCUGGAGUACCGUUAAUGGAACCAAAAGUCACGAAGAUCAUACGAUUCCAGUAUUUUCACGGUUCCCAACCCUACUAAUCAGCCAAUCGUGUGGCAGCAGUGCAGUGCAUAAAAUCAUUCAGAUACGGGUCAGGAGCUUCAGUUAAUGUUCACAUCAGCCAUUACAAUGGGGAAAUUUUUUAUCUCAGUGAUUUGGAGCGUGGCAUGAUUGUUGGUGCCAGAUUGGCUGGUUUGAGUAUUUCUGUAACUGCUAUAGGAAAAAAGGUCGGGAACCACUGAUCUAUAACCUCUAUAAAAAGUUAUAAGUUAACACCUAAUUUAUGUGACUAAAUUAUUCUAACAGUGUGACUGAGUUGGAGCUCCUUUUAUCAGGUGAUUGUUGAUUCAAAUGAGUCAUCUCUUGGAAUUUCUGAAGGCAAACAAAAUCAGUUAUAUUUUCUUACACUCAAAAAAAAUAUUGUAUUUUUUAGGAUUUACGCAUUUCUGUUUCAUCUGUUUAUAAAAAAUAAAAUUUUUUUUUUUUUAAAAAAAGUGUAUUUUGCAUUUGCCCUUUAUGAAAAUGUAUAUUUAUUUAUUUAUUUAUUUAUUUAUUUAUUUUUAUAGUUUAUCAGUGGUAUUUGUAACAAGACCAUAGUAUGUACAUGGAAGCAUGGAUCUUCUUUACUACCAUGGUUAGAUGUAACAUGAUUUCUGUAAAACAAAUCAUGACUACUCUAAACACAUGCAAAAACAAUAAAUACAAAAUAUAAGCAUUUAAAAGUUGAAACAAAAAUGUAUUAUAUUCCCUCACUCCCCUAAUGUAGCCUAUAUCAAAUUUAAUAGGCUAAUUUGCUCUCAGUGCCCCCUGGCAUCCUUUGAACGCCCACUGGGAGGUGGUACCGUGGUCUAGAUAGGACAACUUCACAUGGCUGGAUGACAUCAUGCAUCAUCACUUGGCUCGUGGACUGCGCACAUUAUAUUGCAUCAUGCACAAUCUUUGCAUCAUCUAUCUGUUUAUACUGCUAAUAUGCAAAGCAUCUCUGCAGGUGACAGUUGUGGGUUUUACUGGAGACUCCAUUGUUCUGCCGUGUUCUUCCAGUAACAAUGACCUUAAAAGAGAAGAAAUAACAGUGUAUUGGAGACACAACAGCAGCAGAAAUGUGUAUAACAUAAUCAACGGCAAAGAUUCAAUAGAAGGCCAGAACACGGCCUACAAGAACAGAGUUGAAACUUUUCCUGAGGAAUAUGUGAAAGGAAACUUCUCCCUCAAACUCAACAAUCUUCAAUACACUGAUGGAGGAAAGUACAUCUGUUAUAUCACAAAGGCGCUGCAGAAUCCGACCGUAGAGCUUCUUAUUAAAGUUGUUUUUGUCUUUCAGGCAAACAAGCAGGAGACAAGAGAAACCAUGCAGCGGAAACAAGACCAGAACGGAUUGUGUCUUUUUUCAUUUCUUUUUUCUCUGUUUAUUUUCUGCUAUGUGUGUGAAAGCCAUGAAAUCUCCACUGGUUAAUCAGAUCAGAUUUGCUUCAAGAAAUUAGCGCAAGCUUAUGAGACGUUAUUUAAACCUACCUCACACGUGCUCGAAAUGCGCGUUCAUUAAUUACAUGCAUUUUCAUGAGAUCAGUUAUAAUACCUCUCCUUGGGCCUCAUUCACUAACUGUGUGUACACACUGAAAUCAUGAUUCAUUAAUAGGUUAGUAUUUAAAUCUAUUCUUAUUUUGCGAAUAGAAUUUAGAACCAACUAAGACACUGGGUCGAGGGUGUAGCAAGGGCUGUUAAUUAACCUUAAAAAAAAAAAACAAUGAAUCCAUAAAUUCAGAUCUUUGCAUAGUUGGGCAAAAGACAUUACUGACAUUUUCCACUGUAAAAAUUACCCCAAAGUUUUCCAAAUAUUUCUUCUAGUUGACAGCGCAUAAAAGAUGUAGACACACGACUCAUGUUCACAAGGAUGGAGUUAGUAGUAGUAGAAAUAUAUAUAUAAAUAUAUAUAUAUUUUAAAUAGUUAGGGCUGUCAGUCGAUUUUUAAUGAAUUGAUUGUUUUAAUUAAAUACAUGAUUUAUUGAUCAAAUUAAUCUCAUUUUUUCGCAUAUAUCAAUGCGCUGAGAAAGGCCCCCAAAUAAAGAAUUACAUUUUUAAUAAUUACAAUUAUUAUAAAAGUAACAUAUAAUUCAGAUCAUUCAAAUACAUUACAUUAUUGUUGCAGACAAGUAAAGGAUUGAUUUGACGAGGCAAAAAGUGGCUUGAGAAGUCAAAUUAUUGUUAGUUUUAUUUCCAUUGAACAGAAGCCUUUCAUUGGCCUUCUCUAGACAGCAGUCAGUUUUCUGUUGAGUUUGUCAGUCUCUGUCAGGACGUGUUCCAUGUGUGCUAUUUUUAAUUGAUGGCCUAUGUUCACUGUGUACUGUCUUUGAGAGCGUCACCUGUGAAAGGCUGUGCUGACUGCCCCUUGCUGACUGUGGAUUCGCAAAAACAUCAAGGCAUUACUUCAAGCUUGAAUUACUCCAAUGGUUGGAAAAUUCUUUAUUGUGGAUUAUAAUAAUAAUAAUAAUAUAAAAUAACAAGUAUCGAAUAAUAAAAAGGAUGAAUGGACAGAAAGAAUUUACUGUUUGGGGCUAAGGAAAAGGGAAUUGUUUUUAACAGAAUAGAAUAGCUCCGUUAUUGUAAUGCUUUUUAGUGUUACUUUUGCUCUUCCACCUACUAUAAGGUUAUAUUACUAUUAUUAAUUAAUAGCUGGGACACGCUCCUUUAUUUAAAAUAAUCUGUAUUUGUGAUCAUUAGAACAAGGGUAAAUGCAAAUUUACUGUAUGUAUGUACGUGCUUCAAAAUUUUGUCUUAGGACUUAUCGGAAAUAUGCAACUAUGCAUUUAUUAGUGAAUGAGACCCUUUUUGUUGCACCAUUAGCUACUGUAUGGAUCAAAAUCAUGCUUGCAUACACACAGCCAUUGGAUCUGCAUCCUUAUGCAUAAACUCACUGAUGCAAAUCUAUAUUCUUUCCAGUUCUCUAUGAUCUGAAACUUAGCUCUGACUGGUGGAACAAUCACAAAAAAUCAAUCUAUUGUAGAGCCUCCACACUCACUGCCGUAUGGGGGCAGAAAGUAACAAAAUUAAAUGUUGGAAAUCAAGUCCAUAAAAUGUGCAAGCAAUGAGAAUGCACUAGCUGAAUACAGAAUUGACGAAAAGCAUGCCAAUUAAAAAGUGCAUGUGAGUGCAUUUAAAAAAUAAUUGAUGCACGUGAUUUAGAAAUAAAAUAUUGAUAAUCUUUUGAGUUGAUACAACCAAAAAUCCAUUGAUAUAUAAACCCUUUGGUUUCAAUAAUCAAGGUUGGUUUAUAACUAGAAAAGGAAUGUUCGAUGCUUUCUUGACGAAGCCUUGACUGAAAUGGUAAAGCUUAAUGACUGAAAUAUAAAGCUUAAAAAGCAUUUAUGUUCAUAGGUUGUAGAGGCCUUUGCAGGGGUGCAACUGCUGUCCGAAUGCCCCCCUGAUUGAUUCCUUGCCCCCUUUUUGUGGCGUACCUACUGUAUGUUUUGCUACAGUUUAUGCACCUCUAGAAUGCUUUACAUUAAAGAUACAGAAGAUAGAUAGAUAGAUAGAUUUAUGUAUUAUUUAUUAAGUAGUAUUUCUAAUUCAUAUGUAUUACUAUUAUUUAUCAAAUUUAAAUUAUUUGAUGUAUUUACUUAUUGUUAUUGUAUUGUUAGUUUACUGAAGUUAAGUCUCAUUGUAUAGGCCUACAGUCACAUUAACAGUUAAAUUGUAUUAAGUGUAAUUUUCAGAUUGAUUAUCUGAAAAUGCAAUAUAAACAUAAUAAAUUAUGGAAAUGCAUUUAUAUGGUACUGUACACGUGUUAUUCAUUAUAGGCCAGGCUUAAAAUGCAACACUUAAUUUUAUACAAUAUGUUUCAAGGGGCCCCUUAUCUGUCUCUCUAUCCACCAAAGGGUCCUUGGUCUUAAAAAGGUUGAAGACCCCUGACCUAAUUCAUUAAAGUGAAAACUGAAAUUGAA
This is a messenger RNA of Myxocyprinus asiaticus (Chinese sucker), 5739 nucleotides long. RefSeq names its product CD276 antigen homolog. NCBI's taxonomy places the organism in Eukaryota, Metazoa, Chordata, Actinopteri, Cypriniformes, Catostomidae. Gene Ontology annotation, cellular component: external side of plasma membrane. Gene Ontology annotation, biological process: cellular response to lipopolysaccharide; cell surface receptor signaling pathway; immune response. The record is from RefSeq and is a predicted model, not a curated record. The transcript has 4 exons. Bases 2685 to 3254 code for a protein of 189 amino acids.